Octopus bimaculoides (California two-spot octopus) is the source of this 1203-nucleotide messenger RNA. RefSeq lists its product as uncharacterized. The record is from RefSeq and is a predicted model, not a curated record. Lineage: Eukaryota; Metazoa; Mollusca; Cephalopoda; Octopoda; Octopodidae.
UUUGCCGCGAAACAUGUUGAAACUUGCUCGAAUCUCAACUAUAAAAGGUGACGACACGUAAAAGCACUCACUCUACUGUUUGUUUAUCGGCUGACAUUCGUGUUCUCUCUGUACAUACACUAAAACAACAAAUGGAAGACGAAACAAAUUUGGAUCAUUCAGAAUCAAUGCUAGAAGAAAAUUCUUUUUAUUUACCAAGUGGAACUGAUUUGGACACUGAUGUGAAGGAAACAGCGGAUAUCUGUGUAAAAAACAACAGUCUUUUACCAAUGAUUAAGCUUGAGUUAAGAUCUAAGUUACAACUCAAACGACACCAAAACGGUCAAAGCUUGGAUAUUGACGCUGAACCUAAACCGGAAUACAAGAUGUCUCCCACAGAAAUACAACGAAGAAAUGAAAUGAAGAAUAGAAAUAAAGUUGCUGCCAAGAAAUAUCGUGAUAAACAAAGGAUGAAGAAAUUUGAAGAUGAAAAGGUGCUGGAAGAACUGACAACCAAGAAUGAAUAUCUAAGGCAGUUACAGCAAAAACUGUUGUCAAUGGUUAUGGAUCUAAAGGCUCAAGGUAUUCAUGUUAAAGUGGAACCACAUCCAUGAAGAAAGAACCAUCAAGAUGAACUCUGAGAACAACAUUAUAUGGUUUUUAUGAUAAGAUAUAAAAUCCAAGUAGAAGCAAUUGAUGCUUGAUAUACAUUCCUAGAGGAAUGUAAUUGAAUUCUAUACAAUACUUCUGAGAAUAACGAUGUUUUGUGGAAGCUGAUUGACACUGGAUCUCUCUUGUUUAAACCUGAAACAAGAAUGAGAUUAUCACCUGGCUGGUGGCACAUUUCCCAAUAUUCACCUUCUCAGUUACCAAUACAGUCCUUUUUUGGUCAUUUGUAAUAUAAAGUAUAAACGAACAAAAAUAGUAUCCAUGGCAAAGGUAAUAUUGUGGAUAAAAUGAGAAUUACUGAGUAUUGGUUACUAAAAUGUUGAUGGAUAUUCAAGUAUUCAUUCCAUUAUCAGCCAAAAAAUUACUGUAGUACAAUGGUUACAGACCGUGUGUUUUGGGCUAUGUUUUUACAUUUGAAUCUGAUUGUAAAAUUCGAGUUGAAGAUGAAUUGUUUAUAUUAUGAGACAGUUCAAUUUUGUUAAAGUAAUGAAAAUUUUAUAAACAUAGGAAUCAUAUUUUAUCAUUAAUUAUAAAUAAAAAAAACUUUAAAACUUC